CAUCUAUGGAAGCCAUGAGCGAAACACAAACAUUGCGCGCAGGCGCCUCCACGCAUGAUUUAACUCUCCGCUGAGGUUGCCAACCAUAGUUCCUAACCCCGUGGGCGACGUAAUGUUAAAUACCGGGGAAGGGGACUACAUCAAGAGUGCGCGUGCGCAAAGGUCAGUUUAGGUGUAACCACGCUGCUCGCGAGAAGUUCUAUCUCGGCGGUAUGAGACGAUCCGUUUGGCACUCGGGAGAGAUGUUACGAAUACGCGUGCGUGACACGAACACAUACGAGACAAGCUGCCGCCUUUACAAGAGCGGAGAUGCGGCAUGUUGGUUCGGGAAGCCAUGGAGCAGCCUGAGGGCAGAUGAAGAUGCAAAGAAAGAAAGAGAACAGCUUAUAAGUGGAGGAGGAGAAUGUGUUAAUUCCAAGGAAGAAGAAACAGACACCAUCAUAGAAAGUCCAGUUCAGUGUGAAGAGGCUGAAGCAACUGUAUGUUCCGUGGCUUCCCCGUGUCACAAAGCUGUUCCAGAAGGAUGGGAGAAGAUCAUAAAGGAAAGACAGACUGGCAGAACUAAAGGAAAAUAUGACAUUUAUUUUGUCAGUCCCCAAGGAGUGAAGGUCCGAUCCAAACGUGCACUUUUGGAUUACUUUAAAAAGAACAGAGAGACUAUUCUUAAAUUAGAGGACUUUGAUUUUUCUGCUUCUGUUCAGAAGAGUACACAAUCAAGAACCAAAGGAUCAAUUACAAGAACUGUGGGAAGGAAAGGACAGAACUGUAUCUCUAGCAGCCAGACUCUAGAUCUUGGACUGCAAAGUAGUGAAGAACGUACAUCUUUUCUGCAAAAUAAAAUUUUGGAAUUUCAAACCAAUGCUGGUGAGCCAGAUUUGCUGGAUGAAUCCACUAGAGAGGAUACUUCAAAGGAUUGUUGUUUCAGAACCAAAGAAAAUAAUGUUGCUGUAAGAGAGCUCAAGAUGAAGAAACCUAGAAACUGUUCAGAAAUGGGGAAUCUGGAUAAUACCCAUAACAACAGAGAAAGAAACCCAUCACAAAAAAGCCAAGGAGCUGAAAAAAAAUCGAGAAGAAAGAAAAAUGUAUGUAUUUUUAAUAGAGACCAUAAAGUGUGCCAGAGAGGCUCAAGAAAAAGGAAAACAUGCUUGAAGGAUGAACUGUUGAUUUCUGAACCGAAAUUGAAAUCGCAUGUUAGACCAAUAGGAGCUUUCUUGGAACACAAGUCAAGCACAGAAAUUUUAAAACAUGGUCCCACCAAUGAAACUGCUGCAGCAGAUGAUAAAAGCUUUUCAAAACUGGAAAACCAGAGAAAUAGGGUGACCUCAGAGAGCCAAGAUUUAAAUAUUACUUCCAGUGCGGGUGAUAAUGUUUUGCAGACAUGUAAUGAGAGCCGUUUUACAUCAGUAAAAGAGGACCGUGUUCAAAGACCUCAAGUGGAGAGAAGGAAAACCAGUCCAUAUUUUUCCAGUAAAUUCACCAAAGAAGCUCCAAGCCCACCUAGAAGGAAGGCCUUCAGGAAAUGGACUCCACCUCGCUCUCCUUUUAAUUUAGUCCAAGAAACACUCUUUCAUGAUCCAUGGAAGCUUCUCAUUGCAACUAUAUUUCUGAAUAAGACCUCAGGUAAGAUGGCCAUCCCUGUGCUGUGGGAAUUUUUGAAGAAAUAUCCUUCACCUGGAAUAGCAAGAGCUGCAGACUGGAAGGAAAUGUCAGAGUUGCUUAAACCUCUUGGUCUAUAUGAACUCAGAGCAAAAACCAUCAUCAGAUUUUCAGAUGAAUAUCUGGUCAAAAAAUGGAGAUAUCCUAUUGAGUUGCAUGGGAUUGGAAAAUAUGGAAAUGACUCUUACAGGAUCUUUUGCAUCAAUGAGUGGAAAGAGGUACAGCCACAAGACCAUAAGUUGAAUGUAUAUCAUGCCUGGCUUCAGGAAAAUCAUGGGAAACUGAAUCUUAAUACAUAGCUUUGUGGAGGCACAAGUUUACUAAUUUUUUUUUAGUAGCUUGCUUUUUCAACCAUCCCUCUUGGUUAUUGUAAAUGUAAACUUUUAUAUACAUAUUUGUACUUUGGACACUGUGUAUUAAAUUUUAGUGUUGGUUUAUGUACUUUAUAUUCUUCAAACCUGUUGUAAUAAAAGUUGACUAAGAAUUGUUUUAAUAUUAAGUGAUAGUUUCAACUAUGCAAAUACCAAACAACUAUGAAAUAUAUUUAGUGUUACUAGAAUGCAACAUAAUUGCAGAAUGAUCCUACAAUUGCUGCUACAAUGGAUGCCGUUUUGUAUUGCAUUUACUGAAGUCCUCAUAGCAUAGUUUUAGAGAUAUAAAUUCAGCAGAUAGGAACUUGACCACUUGGCUAAACACUUCACGCAUACAUGGAGGAGACCAAUAAAAUAAGUGGAGUUAA
Rhineura floridana is the source of this 2395-nucleotide messenger RNA. It is a transcript of the gene MBD4, whose product is annotated as methyl-CpG binding domain 4, DNA glycosylase. The record is from RefSeq and is a predicted model, not a curated record. Gene Ontology annotation, molecular function: pyrimidine-specific mismatch base pair DNA N-glycosylase activity; DNA binding. The coding region runs from base 213 to 1955 and encodes 580 amino acids. Gene Ontology annotation, biological process: DNA repair. Lineage: Eukaryota; Metazoa; Chordata; Lepidosauria; Squamata; Rhineuridae. Gene Ontology annotation, cellular component: nucleus. The transcript has 8 exons.